Mercurialis annua (annual mercury) is the source of this 735-nucleotide messenger RNA. RefSeq lists its product as uncharacterized. The transcript has 2 exons. The coding region runs from base 121 to 735 and encodes 204 amino acids. The record is from RefSeq and is a predicted model, not a curated record. NCBI's taxonomy places the organism in Eukaryota, Viridiplantae, Streptophyta, Magnoliopsida, Malpighiales, Euphorbiaceae.
AAGAGCGAGGAAUUACCUACACGGUUUAGCGUCGUAGAAAUCGACCUGCCGUACAACGCGAUACUGGGGAGACCUUUCCUCCACGACUCAGCCGCCGUGACGAGCAUAAAGGCGCUAACCAUGAAGAUACCGACGAAACAAGGAAUUAUCACGAUACAAGGAAACCGAGCCGAGGCGAAAAAGUGCUACGAACAAGCAAUAAGAGAAUCAGGCGAAGCAAUGGCAAUAGAAGAAAUCCUUAAUCACGACAUCGAAGAAAAAGAAACAGCACCCGAAGGCGAAACAAAGAAACUCCAACUCGACAAGGAGAAAAGAGUAAAUCUCGGCGCAAACAUGAACCCAAAGAUCGAAAGCGAAAUCACAGCCAUGCUGAAAAACAACGUCAAAACCUUCGCUGCUAACGCAUCAGAAAUAGUCGGAAUAGACCCCCAGGUCAUUACUCAUGAUCUAAAUGUAGCAGAAGCGGCGAACCCAGUGAAGCAAAAGAAAAGGAAGUUCUCGGAAGAAAAACAGAAAAUAAUCGCUGAAGAAGUAGAAAAACUGGAGAAAGCAGGAUUCAUACGAGAAGUCCACUACCCCGAAUGGGUAGCUAACGUAGUUAUCGUAAAGAAAGCCAACGGAAAAAAUAGAAUGUGUGUGGAUUACACCGAUCUAAACAAAGCGUGUCCUAAAGAUAGCUACCCUCUCCCAGAUAUCGACCAACUAGGCUUGUACUUGUUUCCAUUUUUGAAAUAA